AUGGUAGAUUUAAACAAACGAUCUUUUUGGCAUUUUACAUUAAAAGACAUAUUAACUAUUAUAUCUUCAGUUGCUAUACCCAUAGCUCUUGCUAUUUAUACUACAAUUGGGUCUCAACAACAAAAACGAGAAGCUGAGAAAAAACAAAAGUUUGAUUUUGAACAAUCAAGAGAAUUAAGACAACAAACACUUUAUGAUGAAUUUUUAAAUAAUAUUUAUAAAUUAGAUAAAGAUGGUUAUCUCAAUGACACAAAAAAUCCAUGGGCAUUUGCAAAUGCAUAUUAUCGUGCUGCUCAUCGUCAAUGGGAUACAAUACGGAAAGGAGAUGUUAUACAAUUUCUUAAAGAAAAGCAAUUAAUUGGCAGAAAUAAUUGUAGUAAUGGAUGUAGAACGACAAAAUUAGAUGAUAUAAUUCGUUUAAAUGAGUUAAACUUUGAUAAGGUACAUCUAGCAAGUGAAACUGGUGUAUUAAAUAAGCUGAACUUACAAUGUGUUUCUUUUGAUCAAGUAUCAAUGUCAAAUGCAAUAUUUUCAUCAGUUAAUUUAAAUGGUGCAUCAUUUGAUGGAGGACGAUUGGAUAAAGUUAGAUUUGAUGGUUCAUCUUUACUUUGUGCUAGUUUUAAUGGUGUAAAUCUAUCGGGAGUAGAUUUUGGAAACUCAAAUCUGACAGGUGCACACUUUUCAAAUAGUGAUUUGUCAGGAGCUAAAAUAACGCAAGAUCAAAUAAAUCAGGCAUCUUUUGAUAAUGUAAUUAUGCCAAACGGAGAGAAGAGUGAAAUUAAACCCUCAACGACAGCAAAACAACCUAUAGCACAAACAGCAACAAUAGUAAAAACUAAAAUGUCAACAACAACAUCAUCAUCCUCAACUACAUCACUGACAACAACGGCAUUAGCAACAACAACAAUAACAAUAACGUCAUCAACGUCGACAACAGCAACAACAACAACAUCAUCAACAAAAGAAACAUCAUUAACAGCAGAAGCAACAUUACUAUUAACAGAAGCGACAUCAUCAACAGAAGAAACAUCAAUCGCUUGUAAUAGUAUAUUUCUUAACCAAACUAUUUACUCAGUUGCUCAAGGUCCAGAACCAAUAGUAGUAGCCGAUGUGAACAACGACAAUCAACCAGAUAUUGUUAUUACAAAUAGAUAUAUAAACAUCGUCAGUGUUCUUCUCAAUACAGGCAACGGCAUUUUUUCUCCUCCAACUGUUUACUCAGUUGAUGCACAGCCAACGGGAGUAGCAGUAGCCGAUGUGAACGACGACAAUAAACCCGAUAUUGUCACUGCAAAUUACGGUUCAAACACCAUCAGUGUUCUUCUCAACAGAGGCAAUGGUACUUUUUCUACUCAAGUUACUUAUGCAGUUAGUGCACAUCCAGUGGCAGUAGCAGUAGCUGAUGUGAACAGCGACAACAAAUCCGAUAUUGUCACUACAAAUAUGAAUGACGAAACUGUCAGUAUCCUCCUGAACACAGGCAAUGGUACUUUUUCACCUCAAACUACUUACGCAGUUGAUGGGAAUUCAGCGUCAGUAGCGGUAGCUGAUGUGAACAGCGACAGUAAACCCGAUAUUGUCACUGCAAGUUACAUUUCAAACACCAUCAGUGUUCUUCUCAACAGAGGCAAUGGUACUUUUUCUACUCGAGUUACUUACGCAGUUAGUGCACAUCCAGUGACAGUAGCAGUAGCUGAUGUGAACAGCGACAAACAACCUGAUAUUGUUACUACAAAUUCCCCUUCAAACACCGUCAGUGUUCUUCUCAACAGAAGCAACGGCACUUUUUCUCCUCAAGUUACUUACUCAGCUGGUGUUGCUCCAUGGUCAGUAGCUGUAGCCGAUGUGAACAGCGACAGUAAACCCGAUAUUGUCACUGCAAAUAAACAUUCAGGCACCGUCAGUUUGCUUCUCAACACAGGCAAUGGCACUUUUUCGCCUCAAAUUAGUUACUCAGUUGGCGUAAGUCCACAAUCAGUAGCAAUAGCCGAUGUGAACGGUGACAACAAGCCCGAUAUUAUCGCCACAAACUAUGAUGGAAACACCGUCAGUGUUCUCCUUCACUGUUAA
This is a messenger RNA of Adineta steineri, 2070 nucleotides long. The record is from the annotation of a GenBank genome assembly. NCBI's taxonomy places the organism in Eukaryota, Metazoa, Rotifera, Eurotatoria, Adinetida, Adinetidae.